AUGGCCUGUGUGGACGGGGGAGAGCCUGGGGAGCCCAGAGGGGAGACACAGGCCCUGGAGCAGGACUGGCACCAGCGGAUUUUUGUCAACCGCAGUCUGGAGCUGGGGAAGAUUUGCUGCUUUGGCUUCGACAUGGACUACACUCUGGCAGCCUACAAGUCCCCGGCCUAUGAGACGCUGGCCUUCGAGUUGCUGCUGGAGCGCCUGGUGUGCAUCGGGUACCCACACGAGAUCCUGCGCUGCACCUACGACCCUGCCUUCCCCACCAGGGGGCUGGUGUUUGACGCGCUCUGUGGAAACCUGCUGAAGGUGGACGUCCGCGGGAAUGUGCUCCUGGGCACGCGUGGCUUCUCCUUCCUCCCGGAGGCGGAGAUCUGUAGCUUCUACCCCAGUAAGUUCGUUCAGAGGGAUGACCUGCGGCGGUUCCACAUCCUCAUCACGGUCUUCCACCUGCCUGAAACCUAUCUCUACGUCUGCCUGGUGGACUUCUUCUCUGGCUGCUCCCGCUACAUCAAGUGUGACACCGGUUAUCAGCAUGGGAACCUCUUCAUGUCCUUCCGAAGCCUCUUCCAGGAUGUGACGGAUGCCAUGGAUAACGUCCACCAUUCGCUCUGCUCCCUCCUGCGGGGCUGUCUCAAGGAGGAGACCCCGGAAGACUUGGAGAAAUGCGUGGAGGAGGAUGCGGGAAUCCCCAUCCUGCUGGGCAAGAUGAAGGAGGUAGGGAAAGUGUUCCUGGCUACCAGCAGCUACAACUACACCGACGCCAUCCUGAGCUACCUGUUUGGCGCCGGUGAGGCCCCCGCCCCCCGCAGGCCCUGGAGGUCCUACUUCAACCUGAUCGUGGCGGGCAUGCAGAAGCCCUGCUUGUUUGCGGAGGGAACGGUGCUGAGACAGGUCAAGACGGACACGGGCAAGCUCCGCGUGGGCGCCAGCAUGGGGCCCCAUCAGCACUGUGCCGUCUACUCUGGAGGGUCGUCGGACGCGGUGUGCGGGCUGCUCGGGGUGCAGGGGAAGGACAUCCUGCAUGUCGGGGACCACAUCUUUGGGGACAUCCUCAAGUCCAAGAAGCGGCAGGGCUGGUGGACUUGCCUGGUGGUUCUUGAGCUGUCCCGGGAGCUGGACAUCUGGGCCCGAGAGCAGGGUGAGCCUCGGGGGGCCAGCAGGGGGCACCAUGGUCACAUCUUCCCCUCUCUCCUGCGGGGGUUUGGUAGUGACCAUGAUAAUACCGUCCUCUCUGUGGUUUGUGAGAGCAGAUCUGUUUUAUACACGAGGAAACAGAGACCCAGAGAGGUUAAGCCCUUCCUGCUGACCCACCAGCCUGGACUGAGGAUGCUUACCAUCUCACUCACGGGCACACACCCAGCCCAGUACCCCCAGCACAUGGAUGGCAGCAGUUCCGGGCUGCCACUCAUCAGCUCCACCGAGAGGGAGAUUCGGCGAGUCACCCUGGAGCUGGACCAGUGCUACAGCACGAUGGGCAGCCUGUUCCGCUGCGGCUUCCGCCAGAUGCUCUUCUCCAGCCAGCUGAUGCGCUAUGCCGACCUCUACACAGCCACCUGCCUCAACUUCCUGUACCACCCGCUCAGCUCUCUGCACCGGGCGGCCCCGGAGCUGGUGGGUCCCUGCAGAACCCCCCUUGGCAUCCCUGACCCUCCGUCCCAGAAGGAUCCACUGGUCCCCAGCCCUGCCAAGAGCUUUUGA
Messenger RNA from Eubalaena glacialis (North Atlantic right whale), 1701 nucleotides. It is a transcript of the gene NT5DC4, whose product is annotated as 5'-nucleotidase domain containing 4. The record is from RefSeq and is a predicted model, not a curated record. Gene Ontology annotation, molecular function: 5'-nucleotidase activity. NCBI's taxonomy places the organism in Eukaryota, Metazoa, Chordata, Mammalia, Artiodactyla, Balaenidae. The coding region runs from base 1 to 1701 and encodes 566 amino acids. The transcript is spliced from 16 exons.